Osmerus eperlanus (European smelt) is the source of this 2345-nucleotide messenger RNA. Its product is annotated as heparan sulfate glucosamine 3-O-sulfotransferase 6-like. The transcript is spliced from 2 exons. Lineage: Eukaryota; Metazoa; Chordata; Actinopteri; Osmeriformes; Osmeridae. Gene Ontology annotation, molecular function: [heparan sulfate]-glucosamine 3-sulfotransferase activity. The record is from RefSeq and is a predicted model, not a curated record. Bases 126 to 1259 code for a protein of 377 amino acids.
CAAUUACACACAUUUUAAAUUUACCUUUCUUCAACAGUCUUAGAAAUAAUUAAUUGACUCAAUGUUGGAAAAAGAAGCAUGGUGUCAACGUUUUGUUUUUUGAGGAUAGACGAGAAGAACAACUCAUGGGAUCAUGUAGUGUAUGUAAAACUAGGUUCAACUUUGGAAAGGCGCUGUCCAAAGUGUCAGUGUGUUUUACCAUGAUCGUAAUUUGUACCUACUUUUUCUACUGUCUAACCGAAUUUUGUGACUCGGCGCCAAGACCAGUUUAUGACAGACAAUUUCUAAACCGGCACUAUAAUGUCAUGGAUGUUAUUGAUGACAACCUGCGACCAUCAGAGCAUCUCAGUCAACUCCCCGAAACACCGACUCGAUGGAACAGUACAGUCAUUUCAACUAGAACCGCUUUAACCGUUGCCGUCAAACAGGUGGAAGGAGUCGGACGGCAAAUGUCAGACGGUAUCCCCGUGUCCAACACAUUUGGCAGUAAAAAGUUCCCUCAAGCCAUCAUUAUUGGUGUGAAAAAAGGUGGAACGCGCGCUCUGCUGGAGUUCCUCCGUAUUCACCCGGACUUGAGAGCUGUUGGCGCGGAACCUCACUUUUUUGACAGAUUUUUCGAUAAAGGACUCGAAUGGUACAGAAACCUCAUGCCGAGGACUCUGGAGGGCCAGAUCACCAUGGAGAAGACCCCCAGCUACUUUGUCACCAAGGAAGCUCCACGCCGUGUGUGUGCCAUGAACUGCAGGACCAAGCUCAUUGUUGUCGUCAGGGACCCUGUGACCCGGGCUGUGUCUGACUAUACCCAGACCCUAUCGAAGAACCCAGGCCUGCCCACCUUCCAAAACUUGGCCCUUAAAAACGCUUCAGGCCUCAUUGACACAUCUUGGAGUGCCGUACACAUUGGCCUGUAUGCAAAACACCUAGAGAACUGGCUCCAGCACUUUCCCCUCUCCCACUUCCUGUUUGUCAGUGGUGAACGGCUGGUGUCAGACCCAGCUGGAGAGAUGGGCCGUGUCCAAGAUUUCCUGGGUUUGAAAAGGGUGGUGAGCGACAAGCACUUCUAUUUCAACCAGACUAAGGGCUUCCCCUGCCUGAAAAAGCCAGAGGGCAGUAAUAGGCCACGCUGCCUGGGGAAAUCCAAGGGGCGCCCCCACCCCCAGAUUCCCCUGGAUGUACUGCAAAAGCUCAGGCACUUUUACCGGCCGUUCAACCUGCAAUUCUACCAGAUUACUGGACAGGACUUUGGCUGGGACUCGUGACUGUUUGUGACAUAAUAACAGAUUAAAAUGCGAAAGCCACAGUACAGAAAACUCUUGCAUGGGGUGCCUGUCAGCAUGACAGACAGCUAGCAUUCUCAGGGAAGGAGAAUGUGAGGGAAGUAGGUCAGCUACUGAAGCCAUCAUCCUAGGUAAAUUUCCGUUCAGUGGUGCUAGAGGAACAUGGAGCCACAGCCAUGACAUCAGGUCUUUCUGGAAUCGAAGGGUAGAAACUAAACUGCUACGAUUUCCAUUUUGUCCAAGAAGAUGUACAGGAAACAUUCACCUCAAAGAGCUUAGCAACUGGUAAUACUAUGCCUCCAUAUUGAAAUUGUAUGUUGUCCCAAUGUGGAUGAUCAAAAAAGUGACAGUUAUAUUAAGCAGGGAAAAAUACAUACCUUAUUGACUUGUUCACUUUUUCUACUUGUUCACAGUAGAUUUAUUAUAUGCCUAUAACCAAAUUAGCAUGUGUGUGUGAAAGACAUGUAAAUAGUUUAUUUAUUGCAGUGUAUGUGAAUUUACAGUAAGUUAAUGAUGUUUGAUAUUACAAAGUAAAACCUGAUUAUCUUUGACGUUUGAGGAUAUUUCCUUGAACAUGGUCAUUGACAAUGAUUUCCUCCUGAAAGAAAAAUUGUUUUCAGUGAAAAGUUUUAUGUAAAUUCUCAAACUCAAGUGUAAAAAAUGUGUUUCUUCCUUGUCGGUUAUAUAACACUUUUCACAACCUUAUACCAUAUCGGUGCAUGGGUAUAUCUUGCUUUAAAAGCAUUUUUUUUCUGGACAGAUUAUAUUGUAUGUCAUGAGUAAUUUAUAUAUCAUCAAGACACAUUUUAAGUUAAAAAAUGAUAAUAUGCUGUUAGCAGGAAUUCUGUAUAGGACCAGUGAUACCUCUCUUGAGAAACUGUAACUCAGACCAACAACAAUCAUGUGAGACCCAGACUGAUGUCUAUGUAAUUUACACAUUAGUCUAUCGGAUGUCAAUGCAACAUGAGAGAAUCUAUAUACUGACAAUACCAGCUAGGUAAUUUCACACAUUGAAUACAAUUUCUCUGUGUUGAACCAUGGAAAAUAUGUAUAUGGGGAAUAAACAAU